Molecule: messenger RNA, 690 nt
Organism: Mangifera indica (mango)
Lineage: Eukaryota; Viridiplantae; Streptophyta; Magnoliopsida; Sapindales; Anacardiaceae
Product: auxin-responsive protein SAUR21
Exons: 2
Coding region: 179-505 (108 amino acids)
Biological process (GO): response to auxin
Source: RefSeq, a predicted model, not a curated record
GGCGAUCAUUGCCUCUGGAUGAUAUUUUGUCAUGGGGGAUUGGUGAUGAUGAAGAAAGCUAUGGAGCUGGAAGGACGAAGGCUGUUUUAUUGCUUGAGGCCGAUCUGCUCCGUUAUUUUUUCUGCUUCGAUCUGGAUUAGUCUCCGGAAAUUGCACCCAAAGCAUAAAUAUAUUAGUCAUGGCUAAGCACAGCACUGGCAGCAAGAAGAAAAGUCGUAUUGUAAAGCUCAAGAUUGUUGUGGAAAGACUACACAGAAGUCUUUUAUUGGGUAGGAAAUCGAAUUCCUACUAUGUGCCGGAAGAUGUGAAGGAAGGACACUUUGCAGUGAUGGCUGUGGGCUAUGAACAGCCGAAGAGAUUUGUGAUUCCGUUGAGUUAUUUGAGUCACCCGAGGUUUUUGCAGCUGUUGGAGCAAGCAGCAGAAGAGUAUGGUUUUGAUCAUGCGGGUGCAUUGACAAUCCCUUGCCGCCCAUGUGAACUUGAGAGGAUAGUAGCCGAGCGAUAGCAGGAUGGAGAUGGAGACUCUAGUGAUCAUACUGUUGGUGUCAACUGGGGGACUUAUGAAACUAUGGUGAAAAUUUGCUGAAAGAAGUUUAAUUUCUUCUUCUUAAGUUCAUUGUAGUAGGCACUUCUAAUGAUAACUUCUUAUGAUUUAACUGAAAUAAAUGCUAUGAUUUGAAUGAGUUCUAA